AUGGGAGCAGCAGGUGUUGAAGGCUUUGGAUCUGCCUUUAGAGGAGAUGAUUUGGAAGAUGCUAGGAUGAUAACAACAAACAAAGGAAUGAUGGUACCUACUACAGUGCAAACCACCAGUGCUUUGACAGAGGUUCUGGUGCAGGGUAUCUCUAGCAAGGGAGUAUGUCACAGCGUCAUUGAUGGUCUUUGUGUCACAGUAGUUCAGUGUCCCCAUGAACCCGUGUUAGCCAUAGUAACAGAAAAUAAGAAUAAGAAUUACAAGAGUCCAAACUAUAACUGUAAGAGUGACAGCAAGUCUAUAGCAGUGCUGACAGAGCAAUCAGGAAUAAUACUUGCCCGAAUUGGGACACUGCUUGACCACUACAAUUUUCCACAGCUUCUCCUCCCUGUCAGUUCCUUGGCAGGCACUAGCUGUUUUUCUACACUGAAGCCCCGAGCGCACCUGGAUGGAGAUGCAAUGAUUGCUGGGUUUAUCCCUCUCUACACUUUGGGUGCAGAUCGCAGUAACAGUGAUGCUUCUGGGCAUGAAGAGACCAAGCCAUUUAUCUUCAAGAACUACCAGUUUGUAUUGGCCUUGGCUUUUGCUGUUGAAGAGAUCAACAAAAACCCUGAUCUUUUAUAUAACUGGACUCUGGGAUUUGAAACCUAUGAUAUUGAAUCUGGAGCUUGGACAACAUUUCAAAAUCCCUUCAUUUGCCUCUUUGGAAAGUACAAGAUUCCAAACUACAGCUGUAAGAAUGACAGAAAGGCUAUAGCAGUACUUACAGGACCAUCAGGAAUAAUAUCUGCAAAAAUUGGGACAAUGCUGGAACUUUACAAGUUUCCACAACUUACCUUUGGACCAUUUCAGCAUGACCUGACUGACCAUAACAAGUUUCCUGCUCUCUAUCAGAUGGCCUCAAAGGACACAUCGAUGGCCACUGCCAUGGUGUCCUUGCUGCUUCACUUCAGAUGGAACUGGGUGGGACUGUUAACCUUGCAAAAUGAUGAUGGCUUGUGGAUUCUUCCUGAAUUGAAAGCAGAAAUGGCCAAGAACAGAGUUUGUGUAGCCUUUGAUAUAGCAAUCCCAAACCAUGUCGUGUCAUUUAUAUUCAAAAUCAUGGCACGUUAUAAUCAGAUGAAUAAAUCUUCAGCAAAUGUUCUCAUCAUAUAUGGUGAUAAUGAAUCAUUUGUACACUUAAUUAUGUGCAUUGAGAAAUAUUUAAUAAAAGGCAAAGUUUUUAUCAUGAAUUCACAGUGGGAUUUAACCAUGAAAAGGAGAUAUUUCAUACUAGGUUCAUUACAUGUACCUCUCAUUUUUUCAUACCAUCGCCCAGAUGUUUCUGGAUUCACAGAUUUUGUCAAGGCAGUUAACCCUUCCAAAUACCCAGAAGACUUUUUCCUUGCUCGGCUGAACUGUCCCAAUGAUGCCUCAUUGGAUUGGUUGCCUAGGCAAGUUUUUGACAUAACUAUGUCUGCAGACAGUUACAAUAUAUACAACGCGGUGUAUGCUGUGGCCCAGGCUUUCCAUGAAAUGCUUCUUCAUCAAACAGAAGUACAAACAAUGGGAAAUAGAAAAGGGAUGGUGCCUUCCCCUGCACAGCUGCACCUUUUUCUGAAGCACAUCCAGUUUCAUAAUCCUGCUGGAGAUGAAGUGAUAUUGGGUGAGCAAAGGAAAUUGGAGGCAGAGUAUGACAUUGUGAACAUUUGGAAUUUUCCAGAAGGUCUUCAACUUGAGGUGAAAAUAGGAAAGUUUUCUUCAUGUACUCUUCAUGGACAUCAAAUGUCUCUAUUUCAAGAUACGGUACAGUGGGCCAUAGAAUCUAUAGAGCCUCCUCACUCUGUCUGCAGUGAGAGUUGUGGUCCUGGAUUCAGGAAAUCCCCACAGGAGGAAAACGCUGCCUGUUGUUUUGACUGCAUUCCUUGCUCAGAGAAUGAGAUGGCUAAUAUGACAGAUAUGGAACAGUGUGUGAAGUGUCCAGAUCAUCAGUUUGCCAACACAGGCGGAAAUAAGUGCCUUCUAAGAGCUGCAAGUUUCCUGGCUUAUGGAGAACCCCUGGGGAUAGCCUUGGCCUGCAUGGCUCUUGGUUCAUCUACACUCACAGCAGUUGUUCUUGGGGUAUUUGUGAAAUAUCAGAACACCCCCAUUGUCAAGGCAAAUAACCAGGCUCUCAGCUACAUCCUGCUCAUCUCACUCAUCUUCUGUUUCCUCUGUUCCUUGCUCUAUAUUGGCCGACCCAACACAGUCACUUGCAUUCUACAGCAAACCACAUUUGGAGUUGCAUUCACUGUGGCUGUUUCCACUGUCUUGGCAAAAACUGUAACUGUGGUUCUGGCCUUCAAGGUCACUUCUCCAGGGAGAAAGAUGAGGUGGCUGCUGGCCUCGGGGGCUCCUAACUUCAUUAUUCCCAUCUGCAUCCUGAUCCAGGUAACUCUCUGUGGACUCUGGCUGUGGAUCUCUCCUCCCUUCAUUGACACAGAUGUACACUCUGAACAUGGACACCUCAUCAUUCUGUGUAACAAGGGCUCCCUCACUGCUUUCUACUGUGUCCUGGGAUACCUGGGCUCCCUGGCCCUAGCCAGCUUCUCUGUAGCAUUCCUGGCCAGGAACCUGCCUGACACCUUCAAUGAAGCCAAGUUUCUGACCUUCAGCAUGCUGGUGUUCUGCAGUGUGUGGCUCACCUUUCUGCCUGUCUACCACAGUGCCAAGGGGAAGCUCAUGGUGGCUGUGGAGAUCUUCUCCAUCUUGGCCUCCAGUGCAGGGCUCCUGGGCUGCAUCUUUGCCCCCAAGUGCUACAUCAUCUUGGUAAGGCCAGAGAGAAAUGUAUUGCAUGGCUUCCGGGGCAAAACACAUACUGGGAGAAAUACGUCCUCUUAA
Messenger RNA from Perognathus longimembris pacificus (Pacific pocket mouse), 2859 nucleotides. Its product is annotated as vomeronasal type-2 receptor 116-like. Lineage: Eukaryota; Metazoa; Chordata; Mammalia; Rodentia; Heteromyidae. Gene Ontology annotation, biological process: G protein-coupled receptor signaling pathway. Gene Ontology annotation, cellular component: membrane. Gene Ontology annotation, molecular function: G protein-coupled receptor activity. The record is from RefSeq and is a predicted model, not a curated record. Bases 1 to 2859 code for a protein of 952 amino acids. The transcript is spliced from 9 exons.